Spathaspora passalidarum NRRL Y-27907 is the source of this 2388-nucleotide messenger RNA. It is a transcript of the gene MTG1, whose product is annotated as putative GTPase. Gene Ontology annotation, molecular function: GTPase activity; GTP binding. Lineage: Eukaryota; Fungi; Ascomycota; Pichiomycetes; Serinales; Debaryomycetaceae. The record is from RefSeq and is a predicted model, not a curated record. Gene Ontology annotation, cellular component: mitochondrion. The coding region runs from base 36 to 1142 and encodes 368 amino acids. The transcript has a single exon.
ACCCUCCAACUACAUCGCCAAUAUACACACACAACAUGUCCUUUGUACCUAGGACGAUGUUUCCCAAGUACAAUAUAUCCUUGUCCAACUUCAAAGGACACCAUCAGAAAGCACUCACAAAGUUUGGCCACCUUGCACCAAUGAUAGAUUUAGUGGUUGAAGUUCGUGAUGGUCGUGCUCCACUUGCCACUUCUAAUGUCUUAUUUGAUAGAGUAUUAUCAGGUAAGAAGAAGCUUGUCUUGUAUAGUAAAAAGGAUUUGUCAAUCAUCAACACCAAAUUACUAGACAAGUGGCAUUCCUCCAGUAACGAAGAUUACAUGUAUGUUAACUGUAACAACAAUACUGAUGUCAAGAAGAUCAUUAACAAAAUCAAACAGGAAUACCAUGAUUAUGACCUUCCACCUCCAUUGGGACUAAGAGCAAUGAUUAUUGGUAUGCCCAAUGUUGGUAAAUCCACAUUAGUCAACAAAUUAAGAGAAGUUGGUAAUCCAGUUAACAAAAAUGCAAUUUCACAAAAACAAACAAAAGUGGCCAAAGUAGGAGGCCAACCAGGUGUAACUAGAAACACCAGUGAAGUUAUCAGAAUAUGUAAGAAUCCCGAUCUUUUUGUAUAUGAUACUCCCGGAGUAUUUUUGCCGACCGUGAAAGACCCAGAAACUAUGUUAACUCUUGGUUUGGUUGGUUGUGUUCACGAAUCGUUUAUUGAUCCAAUUAUUCUUGCCGAUUAUUUAUUGUAUUUAUUGAACUUACAAGAUCCAAGAGGUGUAUUAUAUGCUGAUUUUAUGGAUCAUCCCACCAAUGAUAUCUACGAACUAUUACAUUACAUAGCUAAAGCUCGUGGGGUAUUGCAAUCAGAUGGGGCAUACGAUGAAGUAGGAAUUGCUAAUUUCUGGGUAAACAUGUGGAAACAGGGGCGUAACUUCGACGGAAGAGCAUUAUUUGACAUUGCUGCAAUUAAAGAAGUUAACAACAAUGAAUACAUGACACUUAGAAAACAAGAAAUGGAACGAGUUAGUUCAACUAAAGUACAUGAAAAAAUUGUGGAAAAGCUAGGUCAAGAUGGAACUGCUAAGUCUAAACAUAGGAAAAGAUCUGCCAAAGACAGAGAGUAUGAUAUCAGAAAUCGUCUUUUCAAGCUUUAGCUGGCUAAUAGGUCAUCAAUAUCGAAAUAUUCAUCAAAAUUAGCGUCAUUCUUUGGAUCUUGACCAUAAAUUGAGUCGUACUUCCUACCAGCUUUACGGUUAGAUUCCUUUCUUUGAGUGAUAUAUUCCACAUCGAGUUCUUUUCUUAAUUUCUCAGUUAUAGAGUUUUCUUUGGUUUCUUCUCCUGUAUAUAUUAAUGAAGAAUCAAGAACAUUUUGGGUAGUAAAUAAUACAGUCAGUUCAUCUUUUGAAAGGUAAUUUUCAACAAACUUUUCCUCAUUCAAGAAAUUAAAUAAGGACUUUGUCAGUAAUGAUUUCAGAAUAAUCUUCAGUAAGUAAUGGUUAAAUUUUCUCCCACCUGGGUUAGAAGACAUUAAAAGUUCACUUAAUCCAGUACCAUCAGUCACUGGAGUUCCAAUAGACUCAGAUCUAAGUAGACCGACUUUUCUGUUAUCUAGUGUGUCCUUGAGAAUCUUCUCAUCUUUGAGUUUUUUGGAUUUAAUAAGUUGUUCCAUAAGAUUAUCUGCUGCAACACGGUCUAUUUUUUUACUGGUUUCAUUGUUAUCCAGUUGCAUAUUCUCAUUGGGUUUGGUUAACAGUGGAAAUCUCCCAAUUUUUUCAUCCUCUUUCAUAGCAAUUCGUAUUAAUAACAACACACGUGCUGAACUUCCAUCUAAUUUAACUUUCAGAGGAUAGGCUGCACAAAGUUUGACUUCAGAGUCUUUGUAUUGCGUAUACCUUACAAUAGCAAUUGAUUCCAACUCCAAUAAAGCUUGAACAAGACAGUCAAAGGACAGCUUGUUCUUACCUCCCAUGUGCAGACUUGGCAAAACAAACAAAGAUUCAUCAGUAUGAUAUGCCACAGGAAACUUUUCCUUCUUGAUAAAUCCUAGAAUAUCUAUCGAAGGUUUUGAAAUUAAUGUUGCAACCUCUUGUAAAUCUGAAUUUACAGCUAGGAUAUCUCUAGGUGAGAACUUAAACCCAGGAGUACAGUCAAAGCUAGAAACAGGAAUUGUUUCCUCCUCCUUGAUUAAAUCAUCCACCUCAUCAGAUUCGUCGUUUUGAAAUUCGUUCGUAUCACUAGUUUUCUUGAUGUAGUACGUAGUUGAUCUCUUGACUUGUGUCAAGGUUUCAUUUUCUCUAUCCAUAUAAUAUUCAUGCCCAUGAGCAAAUUUGUCAAGUUUAAUUGCCGGGUAAACUUGAAUUUCCAUGGACACAGCCCCAGAAUCAUCCAAAUCUAGUUUCC